AUGAAAAGAGAGGAAGAUGAAGAAAUCGCAGCGUGGCAAGACUACGUCGAAGAGGACGUCGUACAGCAGCUACAAAAAGUGGUUUCAACGACAGCUUUAGGAUCUCUACAGCAAGAGUUACAACGCGUUUGGCAUUAUCAAUACGUGGUGUCAUGGCUAUAUCUAGUGUGUGAUUCAUUCUUUACCAAGGAAGCAGGCAAGGCCAUGUGGUCAAUGAUCCAGUUCGACGAACUAAUGAUGCUACAGGACAUUACUAUGGCGUCGAGCGACGAAGAAAGCGUUUACGACAAAAUCCGAGAGCAAAUCUUGAGAACCAUCACUCAGAACAAAAACGCGCUUUUGAAAGAAUGGGACGUGGCUAUAAAAUAUCAUUUGGAACCUGUGGAAAGUCUGAGCUGGUACACACAGAGUUCUGCGCUUUUUGACGAUUUUUCGUUGCAAGAGCAGUUCGAAAUUAUUUACGCAUGUGUCAAACACAUCGAACGCCGAAGCGUUGGUUUCAGAAACUAUUUGAGUGCACACUUGUACUUGUUCCAGUAUGUGGAGCUCUCUCUGAGUGAUAGAAGCUCGCUAUUGGUGUUACCGGCCGCCAAAUUAGUGCAAAAAAGACUUGUGUACGCGGAGGGGAAUGAUUUGAAUGUUCCGAUCAAACUACGCAAUUGUACUGUGAGGUACGAAACUGAUGGAGAAGUCGAGGUAAGACAUCUUGAUUUUGGUGCCGACGUUGAUCACUAUUUGAAUCGGCUUAGUCCCGAAUUCUCGCUUCUCACAACGAAUUGGGAUGAGUUUAUCGAUUAUUUCGAAACCACAGAAGACGCUUAUAUCAAACAGUUUUUGGCCGGUUUUUUAGCCAUGAACGCUUCCAAUGAACUCAAUUCGCGUCGUUUGCUUCACAAUCGCGAGCGUGAGCGGUCAAUGGCAGAACUUUUGGUGCGACGCAAACGGUCUUCGCGUCUCGUUGCGCGCGAAGAGGAGUCGCAGCGACGUGUUAUAGAAAUGCAAUGGAUCGAAAAGCUGGAUGAACGCGAUCAGCUGCUGCGCGCACGGCAACGAUCUGCUGCAAAGCUUACUCGGGUAGUCAAGGACACAAUGUGGUCGCUUUUAUGGGACCGAUUCGAACAAGAUUUGAAAGUCGAAAAACUGCGGCGUAGGCAUGAAUUGCAUGAAACGCAGUCUGCGACGACACCAGAACCCACGCCGUCUCCAGGUCUUGGCGCUAACGGGUUUGCUACGAGUGCGAAUACGAACGCGGGCUCACCUGGAGGUAUCACGCAUAUCGACGCCGCGGUACUAGAAACGGGUCCCAAAUUCCAUGAGCCGCUCGUAAACGUGCCUGAGCCACUUCCAAUGGCGCUUGAGGCCACUUCUUUGGAGCUACCAGACCAUCUCUUGAUCACGAGCGCGGAUCUCGGUAACCUGGCGAACCACGGCAUCGAUGCGUCCAAUUAUGCACCGGACUCCUCGGACUGGCUCUUCCAAUGUCCUUGCAACGCGGUUGCGGGUAUUAAUCUUGAUAACGACGACAACGUUCGCGGUCGCGCCCUGGUGUGCUGCGACGUCUGUCUUCGCUGGCAACAUUUGGAGUGUCAGCUGUCUGCAUGGCUCGAACUGCAGGCAAAACCCGGAGCUGCAUUCAACGGCGGCGCAGAAAACUUGGCUACGGCCGAGCUCGGUACGUCCAGAAACUAUAGACGUUCUGCGCGUCGCCAGACUCCUGACGGGCCAGAACACGACACUCAGGACAGGCCCAUAUCCAAGAUGGCCGCCUCGGCCCACACGGACCCAUUCAUGUGCGCCUGGUGUCUCCAGGAACUCGAGCGUGAUAUGCGGAACGCAUUUGCGCCGGAACUCAAGUCACUGCGCGUCAAACAACAAAAACAGUACGAGGAACGCGAACGUCGUAAAAAACAGAAGGAACUGCAAAAACGCCUCACAUCGCAACAGCCGCAGCGGAUGCGACAGUCUCAACCGCAACCGAAACAACAACUGAAACCGUCUCUGAAGCGUCAGCCUGUCGCACGCGUACAUUCCUCGACCCAAGCUCCCCCACCGUCACCAUUCCAAUUGCCCUCGCAAAACCAUUUAUGA
Messenger RNA from Lachancea mirantina, 2088 nucleotides. The record is from the annotation of a GenBank genome assembly. Lineage: Eukaryota; Fungi; Ascomycota; Saccharomycetes; Saccharomycetales; Saccharomycetaceae.